GUAUGCUCAGUUCACCAACUUCCCUUCUGCCCUCAACAGCCCUGAAUUAUACUGAAUUACCAUCGCAGGUGACUUUCCAUCCUGCACUUCACACAAUGUUCGACAAUUCACAGUAUCCCUACAACUGCUUUAAUUAUGAUGGAGAUUAUCCUUCCUGUGGCACUGAGGAGGAGAAGAAAGUGUGCAGACCUGCUUACAGUUACAUUGCGCUGAUAGCCAUGGCCAUACAGCAGAGUCCAGAGAACAAAGUCACGCUAUCGGGCAUCUAUGAGUUCAUCAUGAAAAGAUUCCCUUAUUACAGAUCCAACCAGAGAGCCUGGCAAAACUCCAUCCGCCAUAAUCUCUCCCUCAACAGCUGCUUUAUAAAGGUACCUCGCACUGAAGGCAAUGAGAAGGGGAAGGGAAAUUACUGGACUUUUGCCAUAGGCUGUGAGUCCAUGCUGGACCUCUUCGAAAAUGGUAACUUUCGACGGCGGCGACGGCGACGACGUAACUUAAGCCUGGGCUUCAGGGAGCCUUCUGAACCUUUCAGCCCCAUGGACCCCCAACAGAAUGCCCCGGUGCAGUCCCUUCAUCCUGAUUCCUUUUGUCCAGAGAGUUCAAACCACAGAGUGGACCAGCGCAACCCUCCACUCAGCAAACCAGAGCCGGAGAUCAAAUUCAGCAUCGACUACAUCCUGUCCACGCCAGACCCCUCACCAGGGUUUAGACCUCCACACAGCGGAUCUGCAGGAGCCAUGAUACAGCACCUGGAGCCUCAGCAGCUCAACCUGCACUUCUGGACCCUGUGAACUACACAGUCUAAAAAACUGGGAAAAAAAAUCAUGAAACCUCACAGAACUUUUUUAAGUUGUGGUGCAAAUUAGUUGGGACAAUAAUGUGAUGAUGAUGGUGUCAAGUUCAUAUUUUCGAGAUCAAUCCUUAAUCACAAUGUAGGGACAGAGAAUAUGGCUUGGACUACUACUCAUGGUACAGUGGAUUUUUUUUUUGCCUUGUUCAUUAGGCAUGUUACUAAAAUUCUAUCAUCUCUCUAUACAAACAUUUCCGAUUAUCGGAAGUAAAGUUUGUUUGCAACGGAAGAAUAGACAUAAAGGAAGUUUUGCUGUAGUUCACUCACAUAUCUUUCGAGUGUUAAAGGUAAUGACAGCAUAUUCCUAUGCUUUAUUAUUGUGCUGACAGUGACAUAUAAUUGAUGUAUUAUUAUAUGAUCAAUUUGUUUCCUUAGCUUGUUUGAAAUCAUUUCCAGACCUAAGCUUAUCACAGCACAUUAUGUGGACUGUUGGGGUUUAUUUAAUGUGUUUAACCUGCCUUUGGAGUUUAAACGUUCAGUAUUGCACCCCCUCUUGGAGAAGAGCUGAGGUGCCGUAUUGUUUGCACAUUUCAGCGUUUAAAUUAUAUAUAAUUUCCCCUGACGCUCACUGCUCUGUCAGACAUUUAUAGAUGGACCAUAUCUCAUUUGCCGACAAAAAAAAAAAAAUCUUUUUAAGCUGACCCUUUUAUUGUUUUACAGGAGGGUUGUGUUCCCUAAUUACACACACUAAAGCUUUCUUCCUAUUAUAUCCUGUGCACAGAGGACAGAUUUCAACUUAAUAAUCGCUGUAACAUGUAAUAUUGAGCUUUUGUCAUCAUUCAGUAGGUUAGAAGAAAGUGAAAGAACCUUUUUUUGUGCAAUACCACCACCAUAGAGUAUGUGUGUACUACAGUAAUUAUAUUGUAUUUCAUAUUGUAUAUAAUCUGCAUACCUGCUUUCUGGAAACAAAAAAAAAACAUCAGCUAACAUCAGAUCAGACACUUAAAACAAAUCGCUAAUCAGGUUGUAGAUGAAUGCUAAUUUGAAAACUACCUUAAUCUAAUGGAAAUAUUGAAACAAAAGACACAGGACAUCGAAUUUAUCUGCCUUUUUAUUGUCAUAAUACAAAAAAGAUAUAAACUUAACUAAACAAAGAACAAGUACAAUAUACCUUAAAUGAAUAAAAUCUGCAUUAAGCAUAGCAUUGAGUUUGGCUUAAUGAAUAUAUUUUUCUUCAAUAAACAGCUGCUUACUGAAAACUGUAAAACAGCAUCAGUCCUAACAAAGAUUAUUACAAUAAAAGUGUCAGAACAGUUCAUGUUAAAGAUUUAAAAUAUGUCAGUCUUUGUAUUUUAAAUUCUGUAUUUCCAUGACAUGGUAAUUAACAUGCUGCCAAACCAGUGCGGUCUAACCUUCUCCGAAUCCGACUAAUCUCUGUGACUGACCUUUUCCUUUGUGCUGAAACAGAGUCUCUCUCAAUUUGAUCCGCCGCUCUAUUAGAAUACAUAUCAUUCAUAACAGUGCACGCUUAAAAUGGAAGCCUGUUAACAUUUAUUUUCCUUCUAAGGUGUAUCAAUCAUAGCGUUUGUGCUAGAGAGGGGACAUUUUUCAAUUUAACCUUUAUAUUAUAGUGUGACUACAUCAGGAAGGUUUCGAGACACUUACCAUGAGUGGCAUUUAAUAUAGUAUUACACUUGCAAGGUUAGCAGGAGAUGUGACCUUAUUCAAAUCCUGCUGCCACUACAACACCACUCCCAAUGCAAUUAUAAUUAAAUGCCUUAUGCCGGCUUGCAAAUCCCCUGAUCGAUCAUUGAUAUUAAUGUUAAUAUUGCACUGCCCCCAGCCCCUGUCUUGCAGUAGAACUGUUAUGGAUCAGCAGGUUUCUAUUAACAGAGCUGUUGAUGUUGUGGGCUGUGGUGUGGAUAUAUUUGGGUAAAUUAACUUAGCAUAAAGUGCUCCAAGGCCUGGGCUUUAAAAAAACAAAAAACAACAAAAAAAAACAAAGC
This is a messenger RNA of Tachysurus vachellii, 2796 nucleotides long. It is a transcript of the gene foxl3, whose product is annotated as forkhead box L3. The transcript is spliced from 3 exons. Gene Ontology annotation, molecular function: DNA-binding transcription factor activity, RNA polymerase II-specific; RNA polymerase II cis-regulatory region sequence-specific DNA binding. Gene Ontology annotation, biological process: cell differentiation; anatomical structure morphogenesis; regulation of transcription by RNA polymerase II. Lineage: Eukaryota; Metazoa; Chordata; Actinopteri; Siluriformes; Bagridae. The coding region runs from base 3 to 791 and encodes 262 amino acids. The record is from RefSeq and is a predicted model, not a curated record.